Dissoconium aciculare CBS 342.82 is the source of this 1603-nucleotide messenger RNA. Its product is annotated as AAA-domain-containing protein. The record is from RefSeq and is a predicted model, not a curated record. Gene Ontology annotation, molecular function: ATP hydrolysis activity; ATP binding. The transcript is spliced from 2 exons. Lineage: Eukaryota; Fungi; Ascomycota; Dothideomycetes; Mycosphaerellales; Dissoconiaceae. The coding region runs from base 306 to 1529 and encodes 407 amino acids. Gene Ontology annotation, biological process: vacuole organization; endosomal transport.
CUCAUCAUUGCGAACUCGUUUCGUUGCCGCCUCGACGCCGGAGCUCUGACGUCUGAUCGACAAACAAUCAAUCGUUCAACAACGACUUACUGAAAAUCACAUUUCAGGCCUUAACACUGCUUGGCCGCCGCAACAUCAUAGAUCUGAUCAUCUAUACUGCGACGCUUGCAACUUCUGCGACGACCGCAGAUCCCGCCGAAUCGAGUUCGCUGAACUACUCGUCGCCAAUCAUUGAACUACAUCCACCACCGCGAUAUCAAUAAAGGUAUUCCGCUACGACUCAUACCACUCGAUCAUCGGUAGCAAUGUCCAACACCGACUUCCUUGGCCGAGCCAUCGAGGCCGUCAAGAAGGCCAUCGAAAAGGACACGGCAGGAGAAUACGAAGAUGCAUACCAAGGAUACUACCAGGCACUUGAAUUAUUCAUGCUGGCGCUCAAAUGGGAGAAGAAUCAGAAGUCAAAGGACAUGAUCCGACAGAAGGCUGCCGAGUAUAUGGAACGCGCCGAGAAACUCAAGACUCAUCUCACGGAACAGGAAGACAAGAAGAAACCAGCAGCAAUGGGCGCAAAUGGGAAGGCAUCCAACGGAGGCGGAAAGGGCAAAGAUGAUGACGACGAACAAGAUGCGGACAGCAAGAAAUUAAGAGGUGCGCUGGCGGGAGCGAUUCUUACGGACAAGCCAAACAUCAAAUGGGAGGACGUCGCAGGUUUGGAGGCAGCAAAGGAGGCCUUGAAGGAGGCCGUCAUCCUACCCAUCAAAUUCCCACAUCUGUUCACUGGAAAGCGGCAACCUUGGAAAGGUAUCCUGCUCUACGGACCGCCUGGAACGGGUAAAUCAUAUCUGGCCAAAGCGGUCGCGACUGAAGCCAACAGCACUUUCUUUUCCGUCAGUUCGUCAGAUCUUGUUUCAAAAUGGAUGGGUGAAUCAGAAAGAUUGGUGAAGCAAUUAUUUAACCUCGCACGUGAGAAUCGACCCUCGAUCAUCUUCAUCGACGAAAUCGAUGCGCUCUGCGGUCCUCGUGGAGAAGGUGAAUCGGAAGCCUCCCGACGUAUCAAAACCGAAUUGCUGGUACAAAUGGACGGUGUCGGUCGCGACAGCAAAGGCGUGCUCAUUCUCGGCGCUACCAAUAUCCCCUGGCAAUUAGACGGUGCCAUCCGAAGACGUUUCCAGCGGAGAGUACACAUCACUCUCCCUGACGUUCCCGCCCGAACCAGGAUGUUUGAACUCGCAGUCGGCUCAACACCCUGUGAGAUGACUGCCGAUGACUACCGCACCCUGGCAAAGCUGUCAGAGGGAUACUCGGGUAGUGACAUCACUAUUGCCGUCCAAGAUGCUCUCAUGCAGCCUGUGCGGAAAAUCCAGACUGCGACGCAUUACAAAAAGGUAUACAUCCUCCCCUUCCGUCCUUGUGAAAUAUUCUUCUCCGGGCGGACAUGGAACAAUACUAAUCGUCGAAUUUUCGCAGGUGAAUGUCGAUGGCAAGGAGAAGCUCACACCCUGCUCACCAGGCGAUGCUGGAGCGAUUGAAAUGACUUGGGUCGAUGUCGAAACCGAUCAACUCCUGGAGCCGCCAUUGUCGGUCAAGGACUUUACCAAAGCCA